GUGAUUGAAAGUCUGCACUAUACAUGAGCUGGAGGGUGGUAGCGGUGGCCGCUGGGCGCCGCGCGCAGUGCUGCCGGGCUGAGGUAACGUGCGGACGUCAAUUAUACAACAUGAGGAUUUGUGCACAGUUCGCGUUUUUCACUUGCAUCGCGUAUGUGAACGCGGGCAUAUUAUUACAACAUGCACCAGCUUGUCCAGAGCAAUACGGCGUACAGGCGUACGCGCAUCCAGAGUUGUGCGACCAGUUCUUCCUAUGCACAAACGGGACGCUGACGGUGGAAACUUGUGAAAAUGGGCUACUCUUCGACGGCAAGGGCGCUGUACACAAUCACUGUAACUACCACUGGGCUGUUGACUGUGGGGAGAGGAAAGCUGAUUUGACGCCAUACUCUACGCCCGGCUGCGAAUACCAAUUCGGCAUCUACCCAGACAGCGCGGAGUGCUCCACCAGCUAUGUGAAGUGCGCCUUCGGUAUCCCCAACCAGGAGCCCUGCACUCCUGGCUUGGUCUACGACGAGAGAAUCCACGGCUGCAACUGGCCAGACCUUCUGCAACCUUUCUGUAACCCUGAAGCUGUCGUCGGUUUCAAAUGCCCAACCAAAGUGCCAGCGAACACGCAAUCAGCAAAAUUCUGGCCCUUCCCCCGUUUCCCCGUCCCAGGCGACUGCCACAGGCUGAUUACCUGCGUUGAAGGCAACCCUCGUCUCAUCACCUGUGGGGAAGGCAAGGUCUUUGACGACCAGAACCUAACCUGCGAAGACCCCGAGCUUGUACCACAUUGUGGUCACGCGUAAUUGAUCAGAACUUUAUACAAGACGAAAACGACUGUCCGUGGAACUCUGUUUCAAACGUAUAGGUUAAGACUUUCUCGAUAAUCUGUAAUGUAAGAAUAUGACGCUGAAACAACACAAUUCUAAACUCGCAGGAAUCAGAUUAAAGUGACAUAUUGGAAUGCCACUGGAUCAGAAUUACUUUCGUGAUCAACAUAUUCAAAUAAUAUUAUUUGAAUAGAGUAUACUAACACUCAAAAAGGAUCCUUAAUGAAACUUAACAAUAAAGUACAAGAAAAA
Molecule: messenger RNA, 1070 nt
Organism: Zerene cesonia (dogface butterfly)
Lineage: Eukaryota; Metazoa; Arthropoda; Insecta; Lepidoptera; Pieridae
Product: protein obstructor-E
Exons: 5
Coding region: 24-794 (256 amino acids)
Cellular component (GO): extracellular region
Molecular function (GO): chitin binding
Source: RefSeq, a predicted model, not a curated record